Epithele typhae is the source of this 825-nucleotide messenger RNA. RefSeq lists its product as uncharacterized. The transcript is spliced from 3 exons. The record is from RefSeq and is a predicted model, not a curated record. NCBI's taxonomy places the organism in Eukaryota, Fungi, Basidiomycota, Agaricomycetes, Polyporales, Epitheliaceae. Bases 1 to 825 code for a protein of 274 amino acids.
AUGUUUGUGCACGCAUCUUGUUUCCCUCGAGAAUCCCACACUGACCUCAAUCGUGUGCAGCCUCCCCGGGACAUCAAAGUCAAACGAAAAGACCUCCUCAAUGAGGAAGACAUCCUCGACGACCUCGCCCCCGACGCGAUCGAGCCCUUCCCCAUCGACGUCCCCGAGGAGAUCCGCGAGGUUACCGUCACCCGUGCCCAGCUUUCGACGCGCUUUGGGGGCAGCCCUCAAGACCCCCAUCCCGUGCCCAGAGCCGAGCUUCUCGCCGAACACGGCCGCGACAACUUCAUGUGCCUCAACUUGAUGUACAACCCCCACGCUCCGACCAGCCCUGGCUUCCCCGGACUCUCCUUCCACCCGCUGGCGUUCCUCGAUGACGCGCCGCCCCUUCGGAGACAGGCGCUGUUCAUCCGCCUCAAUGCGAACAAAUGGCGCUACAUGGGUGACUACGUGGAAGAGCCCUCCAGCGUGCUUUCGGUCGAGCGAUGGCGUCGGCUGACACCGAGGGUUCGCAAGAAGUGGAACAAGGGGAUCGCGACCAAGAAAUGGGGGUCGUUGUAUCGUGCUCGCGUCAGCCUGCGAAGGUCUCUUGGGAGAGAGCCGACUCGCGCCGAGAUUCAAAAUGCGAAGGGGCCGUUCAGAGAUGUCACGCAAGAUCAUCUCGCCGCUGCGUUCGAUAGCGGCUUAGAGCGCAUGCGAGCGUGGACAAUGAAAUGCGUCGGCUACGACGAGGAGCUGCAGCGCAUCUGCGUUGAGAUCUCGCGCAUCCCACCUGAACCUGCGCAGCGGAGUCGUCGUCGGCCGAAACGAAAGGCGAAGGCAUAG